Canis lupus familiaris (dog) is the source of this 2011-nucleotide messenger RNA. RefSeq names its product synapse associated protein 1 (gene SYAP1). Bases 102 to 1178 code for a protein of 358 amino acids. Lineage: Eukaryota; Metazoa; Chordata; Mammalia; Carnivora; Canidae. The record is from RefSeq and is a predicted model, not a curated record. Gene Ontology annotation, cellular component: cytoplasm; synapse. The transcript has 9 exons.
UCCGGGCAUCUCCCGGGAGCCGGGCUCCGUGGAGUCGCGAGGCGGCCGUGCCUCCUAGGGUCUCCGGUGGCCCCGAGCGCGGCAGCGGCCCCGCGGGCGGCAUGUUCCGGGGUCUGAGCAGUUGGUUUGGCUUGGAGCAGCCGGCGACGGGUGGCCGGCCGGCCGAGGGAGCCGGGCAGCUGGACGGAGCCGCUGCCCCCGAGGAGUGCUGCGAGGCGCUGGCCGGCGAGGCGGACGGGGAGCCGCGGCAAGCGGGGGACCAGGAACUGCUUCAUCAGGCCAGAGGCCUCGGCAACUAUCUAUUUAGCUUUGCAACUGCUGCUACAAAAAAGAUAACUGAAUCAGUUGCUGAAACAGCACAAACAAUAAAGAAAUCAGUAGAAGAAGGAAAGAUAGAUGACAUCAUUGAUAAGACCAUUAUAGGAGAUUUUCAGAAGGAACAGAAAAAAUUUGUUGAAGAACAGCAUACCAAAAAGUCAGAAGCAGCGGUGCCCCCAUGGGUUGAUAGUAAUGAUGAAGAAACAAUUCAACAACAAAUCUUGGCCUUAUCAGCUGACAAGAGGAAUUUCCUUCGUGACCCUCCAGCUGGAGUGCAGUUUAAUUUUGACUUUGAUCAGAUGUACCCUGUUGCCCUAGUCAUGCUCCAGGAAGACGAGCUGCUGAGCAGGAUGAGAUUCGCCCUUGUUCCUAAACUCGUGAAGGAAGAAGUGUUUUGGAGGAACUACUUUUACCGUGUCUCACUGAUUAAGCAGUCAGCCCAGCUCACAGCCCUGGCCGCCCAGCAGCAGGCCGCCGGGAAGGAGGAGAAGAGCCGUGGCAGAGAGGAAGACUUGCCACUGACAGAGGCAGUACGGCCCAAAACGCCACCUGUCGUAAUCAAAUCUCAGCUUAAAACUCAAGAGGAUGAAGAGGAGAUUUCUACCAGCCCAGGGGUUUCUGAGUUUGUCAGUGACGCCUUUGAUGCCUGUAACUUAAAUCAGGAGGAUCUGAGGAAGGAAAUGGAGCAACUGGUUCUUGACAAAAAGGAGGAGGAGACAGCCAUCCUAGAAGAAGAUUCCGCAGAUUGGGAAAAAGAACUGCAACAGGAACUUCAGGAAUAUGAAGUGGUGACAGAAUCAGAGAAACGAGAUGAAAACUGGGAUAAGGAAAUAGAGGAAAUGCUGCAGGAGGAAAAUUAGCGCUUUUCCUGAAAUAAAACAAUAAUCCUUAACAUUCUAUAGUUGAUAUUAAAUUCUAGAUGACACUUGCUGAAUCAGAAGGCACAAAAGAUUGCUAUAAUUAUGAAAUUCAAGAUUCUUUUUUCAAGCUGAAACUUGCCUUUUUUGCUUUUUAAAAAAAGUGUAUAGAACAGUUAUUCUAAUAAUCAAAAAGGGAUGUUUUAUGUAAUAUUUCUUUAAUAUAAGUCUAGUUAGAGAUAUUCGUGUAGUCACUAUGGAUAUCUUUGCCACAGAAAUGGAAGUAAAAUUUUAGAGUUCUGUUUUCUGUGAGGUCAGAAUUAUAAUUUAUUCUUCAAUUGUGGUUUUCUAAACAUUUGUACUUCUUGUAUUUUCAUUGAUAUAUGUCUGUUAAAGUACUUACUUAAUGGAUUGAUAACAAAAUGACCAAAUUGUACCAAAGAACUUAGGAAGAGGCACUUUCAAGACUAUUUUCUUGCUAGGUAUUUUCUAAAAUUCCAUCUAAAAUGCCAAAAGGUAAAAUAAUUAUGUUGAUUUUAAUGGUAUAAACAUCAUACAAUUUGACAUUGACAAAUACUGUGUAAAAACAUUUGUUUUUCCCUGGGGCCUUUUCUUUCUUGUGUUGUUGUUUGUUUGUUUAACUAUACCACAUUUAAUAUUGUUGCUUUCCUAAAUUCCCCAUCACAGUUUUUGUAGAAAGCGGGGCAUUUUGUCCUUUUUAUAUUAAUGACCUUCACAGGCCCAUUCACCUUACAGUCUCUUUGUUUUUGUUUAAAUCAUCACCACAUAUAAAUGUUUUAGCUUUGUCUUAAUUAAACCUGUCAGUCCUUAUAAAA